Molecule: messenger RNA, 472 nt
Organism: Schistosoma turkestanicum
Lineage: Eukaryota; Metazoa; Platyhelminthes; Trematoda; Strigeidida; Schistosomatidae
Source: the annotation of a GenBank genome assembly
AAAUUCAGCAUCACCGGAUCCAAGAAUUAUUCUUAAACCAUUGUAUGAUAAUCCAGAUUCUACAUUCCCGACAAGAUUAAUUUGUAUGGAUUUGAAUCCUGAAUAUGAUUCAUCGGUUAAUCUUAGUUCAUCAUCAAUGAGUCAAGAAAUGAUAUCUCAUGCAAUUAUAUCAAGUGAUCAAAAAAAAAUUCUCAUCAGAAAAGGUGAUAUACCACCAAUACGUCGAUUAGAAAUGGAUUGGAGACGUAUUGGCGAAUUUGAUCCAUUCCAUGAUGAUGGUUAUUUUACUUGUUUUGUACAAAAUACAGAAACCAAUGGGUCGAAAACUAUUAAAUUACCAACUGAUAAAGUUCCUGUUCAAUUACCGGAGGAUCCAUUUACUCGAUUGUAUAUUUAUUCACCGGAUACUUAUGUUGUGCCGGAACUUGAUGGCAGCGCGAAAGUAAUGAUUCCUGAAGGGGAAAAACUACGU